This is a messenger RNA of Oppia nitens, 606 nucleotides long. RefSeq names its product elongation of very long chain fatty acids protein 7-like. The record is from RefSeq and is a predicted model, not a curated record. Gene Ontology annotation, cellular component: endoplasmic reticulum membrane. Gene Ontology annotation, molecular function: fatty acid elongase activity. NCBI's taxonomy places the organism in Eukaryota, Metazoa, Arthropoda, Arachnida, Sarcoptiformes, Oppiidae. Gene Ontology annotation, biological process: sphingolipid biosynthetic process; fatty acid elongation, monounsaturated fatty acid; very long-chain fatty acid biosynthetic process. The transcript is spliced from 4 exons. The coding region runs from base 1 to 606 and encodes 201 amino acids.
AUGGAUAAUAAUAAUAAUAAUGAGAUUAACACUGAAAUAGUGUUAACAGAUCCACGUGCCGGCUAUUUACUAUGCAAUAGACCGGAACUAUUUAUGGCMAUAAUGUUAGUCUAUUUAGUAUUUGUUACCAUAAUUGGUCCCAAAUUGAUGACAAAUAGACAACCAUUUCAACUGUUUCAGACACUAGUCGUCUACAAUGGACUACUAGUCGUAAUCAAUGGCUACUAUAGCUGGCUAUCCCUACAGUGGCUUGAAUUUGGCCAGAAAUCGUUGAACUCAUACAUACCACCAGCUGCUACUGGAAUAGUCUGGACCAACCAUACUGUACGGGUGUUUGACUGGAAAAUGUUAUAUUUCUAUACAAAACUAGUGGAUCUGUUGGAUACAGUAUUUUUUGUAUUACGUAAAAAAUCAUCGCAAAUAACAUUUCUACAUGUCUAUCAUCAUAUUGUUGUAUCACUAUUAAUCUGGGCAUCAGUGGCCUGGUGUCCGCAAACGGUUAUACUGGAAACAACCAUUUCAACUGUUUCGGACAUUAGUCGUCUACAAUGGACUACUAGUUGUAAUCAAUGGCUACUUUUGUUGGCAAUCACUGCAAUGGCUUGA